GCCUCUCCCGCUGGCUCUUCCCGCACGGCAAAAUCCCGCCCCUGACCUGUCUCCCAGGCUACCUCGCUUCGCGCCGCACAGGAACCCCGCCCCUAGUCUCUCCUCCCGCCUAUCCUGAGCCGCGUGCGCACAAAUCCCUCCUACGGACCCGCCCACUCUGAGCCUCAACCUGGCCCCUGGGCCUUUCCCGCGCCGCGCAGUCAUGAUCACCGACGCACGAGUCCCACCCCCGAUCUCACCCUCGGCCUAUCCCGCGCCGCUCUGCGCAGGAGCCCCGCCUCCUACCUCGCCCGCAGCCUAUCACGCGCUGCGUCGCUCUCUCGCCCUCAAAUUCGCUCACGUCCGCGGAUGGGCGCGCGGCUGUGACGUCACGGCGUCGGCGGUAGGGGGCUGGCGGCGGCGGAGCUGCGUAGCUCCCGGCCCGUGGCGAUGCCCAAGCGGGGCUGCCCCUUCGGGGACGCGGCCCCGCUACAGCUCAAAGUGCGCGUGGGCCAGAGGGAGCUGAGCCGCGGCGUGUGCGCUGAGCGCUACUCGCAGGAGGUCUUCGAGAAGACCAAGCGACUGCUCUUCCUCGGGGCCCAGGCCUACCUGGACCAUGUAUGGGAUGAAGGCUGUGCCGUUGUUCACCUACCAGAGUCCCCAAAGCCUGGCCCUGCAGGGGCCCCGAGGGCUGCACGUGGGCAGAUGCUGAUUGGACCAGAUGGCCGCCUGAUCAGGAGCCUUGGGCAGGCCUCUGAAGCUGACCCAUCCGGGGUAGCGUCCAUCGCCUGCUCCUCAUGUGUGCGAGCCGUGGAUGGGAAGGCGAUCUGCGGCCAGUGUGAGCGAGCCCUGUGUGGGCGGUGUGUGCGCACCUGCUGGGGCUGUGGCGCUGUGGCUUGUACCCUGUGUGGCCUCGUGGAGGCAGGGUCAUCUCAGUGUCUGGUGGCCCUCUCACCAAGGCAGAAUUGAACACAGCAUGGACAGUUCAGCGGAGAGGUGGGUCCCAGAGCCCCACGUGGCUGGGCAUCCUCUUGCCCUGCACACCACCCUUGAGGGACUCCCUCAUGCGUGUUUCCUCUGGCCUCUGCCUACUUUCUGCGCUUUCUUCCCCUCAUACCCGUAGAGUUCACAAAGAGCUGCCUCAGUGGACCACUGUCCCCACCGUGGACACACUCCUUUAUCAGCCACAGCACAGGAGGUGGGCUCUGCCCACUUUCACGAAUAAAUCACUUGUUCCAGGUCACAAGUCAGAAGUGGCAUUCCGAGGUCCGGCUGCCUGGCCUGUGGCGCCCGCAGUCUUGUACCCACUCUCCUGCCAUCUUCUGGUUCAGGACCAGGAGUCACGUGAGUGGCAGAAAACAAGGAUCUGUUCACAUGGCUUUGGCUUAACACAGACGCAGCCCAGCAGCCAUCGGCAUCCCGCCUGCACUGGCCCACGCCUGACCUGUCCUCUGCAGGGCUCUCCAGCUGGCUGCUGGUGGCAGGGAGGGGCUGUCAUCACGGCUCACACAUAGCACUGCUGGCAAACUCCGCAACACCAGGUGGCAAGCAGUUCUGGCUGCCUUGGUGACUACAUGGUCCUUUUGUAUUUGACGUAGCCGUUGCCAAUCUUGUUUCCUUGAAGCAUCUCUCCUAGUCAGUUUCUCCCUGUGCUGUGCGGGGUUCUGUGGCCUUUACCCUUAGAGCUUUUUUUUUUUUGAGACAGAGUCUCGC
Cebus imitator (Panamanian white-faced capuchin) is the source of this 1692-nucleotide messenger RNA. RefSeq names its product SIVA1 apoptosis inducing factor (gene SIVA1). The transcript is spliced from 4 exons. Bases 430 to 948 code for a protein of 172 amino acids. The record is from RefSeq and is a predicted model, not a curated record. Gene Ontology annotation, biological process: extrinsic apoptotic signaling pathway. Gene Ontology annotation, molecular function: CD27 receptor binding. NCBI's taxonomy places the organism in Eukaryota, Metazoa, Chordata, Mammalia, Primates, Cebidae.